Messenger RNA from Chlamydomonas reinhardtii, 3943 nucleotides. RefSeq lists its product as uncharacterized. Gene Ontology annotation, cellular component: plasma membrane. NCBI's taxonomy places the organism in Eukaryota, Viridiplantae, Chlorophyta, Chlorophyceae, Chlamydomonadales, Chlamydomonadaceae. The record is from RefSeq and is a predicted model, not a curated record. The coding region runs from base 183 to 2804 and encodes 873 amino acids. The transcript has 17 exons. Gene Ontology annotation, molecular function: monoatomic cation transmembrane transporter activity. Gene Ontology annotation, biological process: potassium ion transport; transmembrane transport.
GAGAAGGGAACACUGUGCCGCCCCCAGCGCCAGCUCCGGUUGCCCCGGUUCGCAGAGCCGGCAACUGUGCAUACACGUAACUGUGCACAUUGCCCCGCCCUCAUCUUAGAAAAGCGCCCGGUGAUCCCAGAAGAGUCCGUGGAUAACACUACGGGUAUCGAUCUUGUCGCUCAUGUGCAAUAAUGCGUCUUGUCGGCCCUGACAUAACCUUCACGAUCCUGCUUUCAUGGUUAACAGCUUUCGAUGGUAAAAUCAUCACAGUUGCCAAAGCCGCGGCGGGCUACGGCAACACUGGCCUCCUUACCGUCAUCUUUCUGUACUGGGUGGCAGAGGGCGUUACGCAGACCGGAGGUCUAGAGCUAGUCAUGAACUACGUCCUGGGCCGCUCCCGGUCAGUGCACUGGGCGUUGGUGCGCUCAAUGUUCCCCGUGAUGGUCUUGUCCGCGUUCCUGAACAACACCCCGUGCGUCACCUUCAUGAUCCCCAUCCUGAUGUCCUGGGCUCGGCGCUGCGGCGUGCCGCCUAAGAAGCUGCUCAUUCCGCUGUCGUACGCGGCCGUGCUGGGUGGCACAUGCACUUCCAUCGGUACCUCCACCAACCUGGUCAUCGUGGGCAUGCAAGACACGCGUUACAACAAGCAGAACAAGGAGGAUGAGGCCAAGUUCGGCAUGUUUGACAUUGCGCCGUACGGAGUGCCGUACGCGCUCAUGGGCUUUGUCUUCAUCAUCCUAACGCAACGGUUCCUGCUGCCGGGCAACAGCUCGCGCUACGCUAAGGACCUGCUCAUUGCUGUGCGCGUGCUGCCCAGCUCUCCGGUCGUUAAGAAGAAGCUCAAGGACUCGGGCUUGCGCACACAGACUGGAUUCAGUUUGGCGGGGCUGUGGCGUGGUGGUGCCAUGACCAGGCAGGUGGAUCCCGAUACGGUGCUGGAGGCCAACGACAUCCUGUACUGCGCCGGCGAGCUGGACGUGGUGGAGUUCGUGGGCGAGGAGUUUGGCUUGGGCCUGGUGACCGCGGAGACGGAGCGUGCCCUGACUGACGGCCAGGCCGUGGGCGACAGCGAGGCGACCGCAUUCCACGACACCGGCGCCUCUCCCUACAAGAAACUGGUGCAGGUCACAAUGACGAAGACCGCCGACUUGGUCGGCCGCACCGUGCGCGAGGUAUCGUGGCAGGGCCGCUUCGGUCUCAUCCCCGUGGCCAUCCAGCGCGGCAACGGCCGUGAGGACGGGCGCCUGAACGAUGUGGUGCUGGCCGCCGGCGACGUGCUCAUCCUGGACACCACCCCUCACUUCGACGAAGCACGCGACGACUUCAAGAUCAACUUUGAGAAGCUGAGAUUCGUGAAGGACGGCGCCGCCAAGGAGUUUGUGAUUGGCGUCAAGGUCAAGAAGAACUCGGAAGUAGUGAACAAAACGGUCACCGCCGCCGGUCUUCGUGGAGUGCCCGGCCUGUUCGUGCUGUCCGUGGACCGCGCUGACGGCAGCAGUGUGGACGCCUCUGACUACCUGUACAAAAUCCAGCCCGGUGACACCCUUUGGCUGGCGGCGGACGUGGGCGCCGUGGGCUUCCUGUCUAAGUUCCCUGGCCUGGAGCUGGUGCAGCAGGAGCAAGUGGACAAGACCGGCACCUCCAUCCUCUACCGCCACCUGGUGCAGGCGGCCGUGAGCCACAAGGGCCCACUGGUCGGCAAGACUGUGCGCGACGUCCGCUUCCGCACCCUGUACAAUGCGGCCAUCGUGGCCGUGCACCGCGAGGGCGUGCGCGUGCCGCUCAAGGUCCAGGACAUCGUGCUGCAGGGCGGCGACGUGCUCCUGAUCAGCUGCCACACUAAGUGGGCUGAGGAGCACCGCAUGGACAAGGCGUUUGUGCUGGUGCAGGCGGUUCCCGACUCUUCGCCGCCCAAGCGCGGCCGCAUGGCCAUCGGUGUGCUGCUGGUUGUGGGCAUGGUGCUUACACAGAUUGUGGGCGGCCUGAAAGAGAAGGAGUACAUCCACCUGUGGCCCGCCGCCGUGCUCACUGCUGCGCUCAUGCUGCUGACCGGCUGCAUGAACGCGGAUCAGGCGCGCAAGGCCAUCAUGUGGGAUGUCUAUCUGACCAUUGCCGCGGCCUUUGGCGUGUCGGCCGCGCUGGAGAACACGGGCGUCGCCGGCAAGGUAGCCAACGCCAUCAUCUCAAUCGGCAAGUCAAUCGGUGGCGACGGCCCCGCCCUAAUUGCGAUCUACGUCGCCACGGCCGUGAUGUCAGAGCUGCUGACCAACAACGCCGCCGGCGCCAUCAUGUACCCCAUCGCCGCCAUUGCAGGUGACCAACUGAAGAUUCCAGCCGUUGACAUCUCUGUGGCCAUCAUGCUGGGCGCCUCGGCCGGCUUCAUCAAUCCCUUCUCCUACCAGACCAACCUGAUGGUGUACGCUGCCGGCAACUACAGCGUGCGCGAGUUUGCCACCAUUGGCGCCCCGUUCCAAAUAUGGCUCAUGGUUGUUGCCAGCUUCAUCCUGUGCUACAUGAAGCAGUGGAAGCAGGUAUGGAUUGCGACGUGGAGCAUCACCGCCUUCAUCGUGUUCGUGCCUGCGCUUCUCACGCUACUGCCCCACACGGUCCAAAAUAGAAUGGAGGCGUUCUUUGACCGGAUUGCGGAGGCCAUCAACCCUCGCGCCGCGCUGCAGCGGCGGCGCUCGGCACGUGCCCAGUCUUUUGGCGGCAAGGCCAUGAGCGUUGGCAGCACCGAGAGCCGGACGGACGGUAGCAGCACGCCGGACGUGGCGCUCACGUUUAUUGAGAUGCCGAAGAUGGGGGUACGGUAGCGAGUAGGCCGUUGCUUGCGAAUGCGAGACAAGCAGACAACGACGUGCUGGAGAGCACAAGGAAACGAAACAUGCACGGCUGUGUAUGCGAUGUGAUGUGUGGAGAAAACGGUUAGGCUGUGACACUGAUCAGUCACCGCAGAACGUGAUUAAUCCUCGGAUAUAAACAAAGGCACCCAGCCGGUCCACAUCAUCUGAGCUAGACCCCAUGCGGUACCUCACGCAAGUACAGUAUGCAGCAGGCAGAUGCAGGCAGGAGACUAGGUAGAUCUCUGGCCCACGUACGGUACUCAAGCUGGUGUGAGUUAGCGUGGUACUUCAUACUGUGCAUUGCAAUGCUCUCCUCACAUCCGCACUGCAAAGGAAGAAGCUCGGGAUGCAACUUUGGACCAUCAGCACUGUAUGUGUUUGCUGGAUGACACGACGCAUGGAUUGCCACAGGCAUAGAUAGCUUUGACUCACGGCGCGUUGUCCCGGGAUACAACGCGGAGGUGUACUGCAAUGGUGAGGCUCGGGCAGGCCAGGCCAGUUCAAGUGACUCAGGUCCUAGGCUUAGCUGGGACACUUGUGCAUUACAUUGAGAAGGCCGGCGGGCACCCAGGGGGGGCGGUUUCUGUUUCGGCUGGACGUGGGCACGGUAACUGAAGCCUUAUUGCGAUUACUCGACCUGUGGGGCACUAGUUGCCUAGGGCGGUAGGUUCACACAAGAGUGAGGCGGCCGUCGUAGCAUGUCAAAGACGUGGCCCCACGUGGCAAGCUGCAUCUGGGGUGUGCAAAUGCCGUAUACGGCAUGACGGCAGUUACGUAACUGUAGUGCUCUUAUUGUACGAAGGCAGGGCCGGCUCAGCCCAAGAACGGCUUCGGCCGGCGGUAGAUUGCGGAAAUCCCUUGCAACCGCAUCUUUUACCCCCACAGCGUUUUUGGGGGUUCGGCACACGGUCCGUGUGCCCGGCUGGAUGUGGGCUGGGGGCAAUAGCAACCGUACCGGCAAGUAUUCCAGCGCACUGUAUGCCGCUUCCGUCAAAAAGCCCAAGAAGUGGCGCCAGGAGGGGGGGGGGUAGAAAGCUCAGGUUCUUACCCCAUGCUCAAUACUACAGAGCUUUAGGAGAGCAUUAUGCACGCACUAUUAGUUUUGUCAG